AUGGACAAGGUGUUCGAAACACAGAUCGGGCGAAAUUUGGAAGUCUAUGUAGACGACCUCGUAAUCAAAAGCAGCGAAGAAAAACAAAUGUUGGCAGAUAUAGAGGAAACUUUCCAGCGACUCAGAGAGUACAACAUAAAGUUAAAUCCAAAGAAAUGUUCGUUUGGGGUGGAAGAGGGGAAGUUCCUGGGGGUAGUAGUCACCCGAGACGGUUUUAAAGCUAACCCGGAAAAAGUAUCCGCCAUAUCGCGAAUGCCUUCUCCCCGAACGCUGAAGGAAGCUCAAGCUCUAAAUGGACGACUGGUAGCAAUCAACAGGUUCUUAGCAAGGCAUGCUGAAAAGUCAUUGCCAUUCAUAAAAACGCUAAAAGAUUGCCUCGAUAAGAAGAAUUUCAAAUGGACCAGCGGAGCGGAACAGGCUCUGCAGGAAAUGAAGCGUUUUAUAGAAAGGUUACCCACGUUGACCGCGCCUAGACCCGGUGAAAUGCUAAAAAUGUAUUUAGCGGCAGCUCACACGGCGGUGAGCGCCGUGCUCAUGGUUGAACGAGAAGGGAAACAAACACCAAUAUACUACAUAAGCCGGGUGUUAGCGGGGCCUGAAACGCGCUACCCUACACUGGAAAAGCUAGUUUUAGCAUUAGUGCACGCCACGAGGCGAUUAAGAAUAUAUUUUCAGGCACACCGUGUACAAAUCUUAACCAACUAUCCGCUACAGCAGGUCUUGCACAAACCAGAGGUCUCGGGCAGGUUGGCUAAAUGGGCCAUCGAGCUAGGGGCCCUAGAUAUCGAAUAUCAGAAGCGAACGGCGGUUAAGGGGCAAGUGAUUGCUGAUUUCUUAGCCGAAAUACCAGAAGGAGAGGUCGUUACGGACCCGGUCAUCCAAGAUAUACCAGAGUCCAGCACUGCGAGGCAGACUUGGAAGUUAUACACGGAUGGAUCAUCUAGUGGAAAGGGGUCCGGUGCAGGCCUAAUGCUGAUAAGUCCAGAUCAAGUCAGGCUAAUGUACGCCUUACGUUUUGACUUCGAGUGCUCUAAUAACGAAGCGGAAUACGAGGCAUUAUUGGCAGGGUUACGGAUGGCAAAAUCCAUGGGGGCAGCCAGGGUAUACGCAUACGUCGACUCGCUGCUGGUCAACAAUCAGGUCAACGAAACGUACGAAGCCAAAGACGAGGCGAUGGCAAAAUACCUGGCAAAAACUAAAGAACUAAUGGAUUCCUUCGACAAGGUCACACUCAACCAUGUGCAUAGAGGGAAGAAUCAAAUAGCAGACGCCAUAAGCAAACUCGCUACCUCAGGCAUGGAAAAGGAAGUCAAAGUCGAAACGUUGCAGACACCUUCAAUAGAACCGCGGAGUGUUUCCGCUGUCACAACAGAAGAACCUUGCUGGUAUACUCCGAUUCUACGCUUUCUCGUAACAGGUGAAUUACCUCCUGCCAAGGGCGAGGCGCAAAAGAUACAAACGAAAGCGCUGCAAUAUGAAGUCAACGAUGGUAUCCUAUACCGAAAAUCUUACUUAGGUCCGUUGCUGCGAUGCGUUUCCCCAAUAGAGGCAAAGUACCUCAUCGGAGAGAUUCACGCGGGUAUAUGCGGCAUACACGCCGGACCUAGAGCAGUGGUGGCCAAAAUCCAUAACGCAGGAUAUUACUGGCCCGGGAUGCAUGAGGACGCUGUAACGGAACUGCGAAAAUGCCGCAGUUGCCAAAAGUUUGCUCCUCAGACGAUACGGCCCAAAAACAGCCUGGUACCGGUAACAGCAGCGUGGCCUUUCCAGAAAUGGGCUGUGGAUAUCGUAGGACCUUUCCCGCCGGCCCCCGGAAAGUUGAAGUACCUAAUUGUGGCGGUCGAUUACUUCACCAAAUGGGUGGAGGCAAAACCUUUGGCUAAGAUAACGGCGGAAAACGCCAAAAAAUUCCUCUGGGAGCACAUCGUGUGCAGGUUCGGGUUACCGCUCUACCUGGUAAGCGACAAUGGGACACAGUUCACAGAUAGAAUUUUCCAGGAAUAG
This is a messenger RNA of Helianthus annuus (common sunflower), 2004 nucleotides long. RefSeq lists its product as uncharacterized. Bases 1 to 2004 code for a protein of 667 amino acids. The record is from RefSeq and is a predicted model, not a curated record. The transcript has a single exon. Gene Ontology annotation, biological process: DNA integration. Lineage: Eukaryota; Viridiplantae; Streptophyta; Magnoliopsida; Asterales; Asteraceae. Gene Ontology annotation, molecular function: RNA-DNA hybrid ribonuclease activity; nucleic acid binding.